AUUGAUAAGGGGCCCAGAGCCGGCCCGGUGGUCUCUCUUGACCACGUUUCGUCAACUUACAACGACACCUCCGAGGGGUGCAUGAAGCGUUUCUCUUGGAAGAUUACUCAUAUUGAGAUUUGUACGCAAUUGUCGAAUUAUGCCAGCGCUGGACGAAGAAUUCCUUCUGCCAUUCAGUUGAACCCGGGGGAACCGACAAGGCCGCUACGGUUCUUCUCAGAGUCCAUAUGAUAGAUCGCUAUUCCUAACGUGAAAGCCGAUUGCCUCAGCGUUGUCAAAGUCUACCUCAAGGGAAAAGCGGCCAAGAACAGGUGACUGGAGGUAACUUUCCUGGUAGCCCAUUUUCUUGACUUUGUUUCCUUUUUUUUCUUUAAUUUUUCCCCCGAUGCCCGUCGUGAGCUCCUCAUGUCUCUACCGCACGCAGCCAUGACCGAAGCCGCUGUCGAGUGCUGCCGCCCCACUAGGAUCGUCCCGUCGGCGGAGCCCAUUACCGCUGAUACACCUCCGGCCAGCGAGCCCAUCAAGAGAUUCGAGAGCAGAGUCACAGGAAAACCUCCCCUCUCCUCUCUCGCUGCGUCACCCUCAGUAGUCAAUGCUUCCAUCCUUCACCUCCACCGUUGCACCCGCACCCGCGGCGAUACGGACACCGUCCUCCUCUUCACGACUUUCUCUGCCCGUCUGAUCGGCGCCAUCCUCAACCACCGUCGUGCUAUCGGCCGCAUCAGCGCCUCCGCUAGCCGCACUUGCGCUCAACAUUGCGAAGCGCAUCCGGACAUGCACCGACAUGCUUGGCGAGUGGCGCCUCAUGAACCGCCUCGGGGGUAUCAUUAG
This is a messenger RNA of Fusarium oxysporum Fo47, 831 nucleotides long. RefSeq lists its product as uncharacterized. The transcript is spliced from 2 exons. Bases 406 to 831 code for a protein of 141 amino acids. The record is from RefSeq and is a predicted model, not a curated record. Lineage: Eukaryota; Fungi; Ascomycota; Sordariomycetes; Hypocreales; Nectriaceae.